UCACUUAUCUCCCCAUCAACACAAUCACCCACACAGCCACACUCUGCUUUCAAUUAUUCCGGUGACUGUAAAUCUUUUUGACUCACCCAGUUCGCCGGCUUUGAGCCCGUUCUUCCGGCGAAGUCUUCACCUAGUUGACUGUUUGACCGGUUUGAUCCCGGUUAAACGGCACCCAAUUCGCCCAUUCACUUCAGCUAAAACAAUGCUUACAAGUUACAAGAGCAGCACAAAAGCCCAGCAAUACGUAAGCAUAGUUAGACUUGAAGAUGGACUAAAGUUAGUUUGCUAAAUACUCGGAAUGUCUCUAGUUAAAUAAGGUAAUUAAGGCGUUUCGAUAUCUCGAGUCCUUAAUCAUGCUUCAUGACAGUGGAAAUCGAAAUGGGUCUGAAACAUCUACCUCCACAGCUGGAUUGUCACAGAGUUGUUGUCGAUUCGAGUUUGAUGAAAUUCUGUUAGCAACAGAUAAUUUUAAUGAGUCAUUAGUGGUGGGGGAAGGGGGUUUUGGGAAAGUAUACAAAGGCAAUAUUAGCAUAGGAACGACCCGUGUUGAUGUUGCAAUCAAAAGGUUGGAUUUGAUGUCAAAUCAAGGGGAGAUGGAGUUUUGGGCGGAAGUUGAAAUGCUUUCCAAGUUGCGUCAUGCUCAUUUGGUGUCUUUAAUUGGUUACUCGAAUUAUGAAAAUGAAAUGAUCCUUGUGUAUGAAUACAUGCCCAACGGAACACUUGAGGAUCAUCUACAUAAAUUCCAUAUCCAUCUUUCUUGGCUUGAGCGACUCAAGAUUUGCAUUGGUGCGGCCCGUGGUUUAGACUAUCUUCACACUGGUACAGGUAUUGAGUUCGGUGUUAUACAUAGAGAUGUCAAGAGCUCAAAUAUUUUGUUACAUGAAAGUUGGGCGGCAAAAAUUUCGGAUUUUGGGUUAGCUAGAAUAGGUCCAACAAACCAACCAUCAACUUAUGUCAACACACUAGUUAAAGGCACUUUUGGGUAUAUUGAUCCAAACUAUUUUGCCACCGGAAAGUUGACAAGAAAGUCUGAUGUGUAUGCUUUUGGGGUGGUAUUGUUUGAAGUGUUGUGUCAAAAGAGACCAUUGGAUAAGACUUUUGAAUAUGGUCUAGCAACAUGGAUACAAGAUUCAAUUAAAGAAGGGAACUUAAAGCAAAUAGUUUAUUCGGGUAUACGUAGGGAGAUAUCUCCAAAAUGUUUAAAAGGGUUUGCUCGGAUAGCCGAAAGAUGCUUGGAUAAUCAUCCAAAUCGACGUCCUACCAUGACUGAGGUUGUUUUUAAUCUUGAAUCUCUACUGGCUCAAUCCGUGUUAUCCUUGCAACAGAAAACCAAUAAUUGGUUGCAAACACCAGGCAAGAUGAUAUUUGGAAGAAUAUUUGAUGUGUUUUCCUUUAGGGCCCCUGUUGAAAACUCAGAGUUUUUGGGAAUUGAUGCUAAACCAUACACCUUUAGUUAUAGAGAGCUCAGAGAUGCAACAGGUAAUUUUAGUACUGCAAAUAAGCUUGGCGAGGGAGGUUUUGGACCUGUUUAUAAGGGUGCACUAAAUGAUGGGAGACUAAUAGCUGUUAAGCAGCUCUCCGUUGCUUCCCACCAGGGAAAGAGUCAGUUUGAGGCUGAAAUUGCAACCUUAUCUGUUGUCCAACAUCGUAACCUUGUGAAGUUGUACGGAUGCUGCAUUCAUGGAGUGAACCGGCUUCUUGUGUACGAGUAUCUCGAGAACAAGAGUCUUGAUCAAGCAUUAUUUGGAAAAUAUAGCUUGUCUCUUAGUUGGUACACCCGCUUUGAAAUAUGCCUCGGGGUAGCACGUGGUCUUGUACAUCUGCAUGAGGAAUCUCGAACUUCGAUUAUACACCGAGAUGUUAAAGCUAGCAACGUUCUACUUGAUUCUCAUAUGAUCCCCAAGAUCUCAGAUUUUGGUUUGGCCAGACUUCACGAUGACAACCAAACACACAUGAGUACACGCGUUGCUGGCACAAUUGGGUAUCUCGCACCAGAAUACGCAAUGCGUGGACACCUUACAAAAAAGGCUGAUGUAUUCAGCUUUGGAGUUGUAGCUUUAGAGAUUAUCAGUGGAAGGCCUAAUUCUGAUUCAACUUUAAAAGAUGAGAAAGUAUAUCUUCUGGAAUGGGCAUGGAACUUGCAUGAAGCUGGUACCGAACUUGAGUUAGUGGACAAAAAGCUGUCUGAAUAUGAUGAAAAUGAAGUAAGAAGAGUGUUGAAAGUAGCCCUCUUAUGCACCCAAACCUCACCAACGCAACGUCCAUCAAUGUCACAAGUAGUGGCAAUCCUUUCAGGAGACAUAGAAGCUACUGGCGUUAUUACUCGGCCCGAGUACCUUGUAGAUACAUUUCUGGAUGACAGUGUCGUAGAUUCGCGAUCAACUAGUUUCCAAUCAAGUGCCCCUACUUUCGAGAAAAGAAAUAAAUCGGCUAACACAAGUUAUCAAGGGACAUCUACCUCCGAUAACAAUCUUUGUCCCAUCUGCAUAACUGUCAAAAAGGAUAUGGCGUUUGGCUGUGGGCAUCAGGGCAGGCCCAUCACAUUACAGGCUCCACAGGUGCAGGACUGGUGGUUCUGGGGGUUCGUCAUGCUAUGCUGACUCAAUAGAGUAUGAUGUGUUGAAGAAUAAAGUUCAGGCUCCAUCUUCCAUUUGGUGUUCAUUGGGCUCGUUUUAAAGCAACGGAAGCCUACCUCAAACAGGUGGUAAUGGGCCGGGUGCAGAAAGAACUAGAUAUUAGUAUAUUACAGGCCGUGUACUAAUAGCCAAUGUGAUUGCAUAGAACUGAAGAAGCAAUUGUCCGUCAGACUAGAUGUUGUCCGUCAGACGAUGGUAUGCACCAAGUUCAUAUCUCCUGCAGGAAAAUGGUGUUAUAGUUGAUGGACAACAAGCUUUUAGUUGUGAGUUUGUGAUGAAAUGGGCUGAAGUGAACAGUAUUAUAUUCUUCCUUUCUUGCGUAGGUACCAAAGCGAGCAAUUUAUACUCCCUCAUAACACUUAUUAACUGAUGAGUGAUGACCAUUUGUUCAUUUUUGCUAAUCGGGAUACGAUUCUGUUA
Erigeron canadensis is the source of this 3056-nucleotide messenger RNA. Its product is annotated as G-type lectin S-receptor-like serine/threonine-protein kinase At1g11330. Gene Ontology annotation, biological process: protein phosphorylation. The coding region runs from base 354 to 2600 and encodes 748 amino acids. Gene Ontology annotation, molecular function: ATP binding; protein kinase activity. NCBI's taxonomy places the organism in Eukaryota, Viridiplantae, Streptophyta, Magnoliopsida, Asterales, Asteraceae. The record is from RefSeq and is a predicted model, not a curated record. The transcript has 9 exons.